Elgaria multicarinata webbii is the source of this 1511-nucleotide messenger RNA. RefSeq names its product uroporphyrinogen decarboxylase (gene UROD). The transcript is spliced from 10 exons. Bases 68 to 1177 code for a protein of 369 amino acids. The record is from RefSeq and is a predicted model, not a curated record. Gene Ontology annotation, molecular function: uroporphyrinogen decarboxylase activity. Gene Ontology annotation, biological process: heme biosynthetic process. Gene Ontology annotation, cellular component: cytosol. Lineage: Eukaryota; Metazoa; Chordata; Lepidosauria; Squamata; Anguidae.
GUCUGUCUCCUUGCUUGGUAGGCUAUAGGGGCGGGGAGAUUGUGGCAGCAGCAGGAGAACAGAGAGCAUGGCGAAGAACGAGCCGGUCGUUCCCACAGGAUUUCCUGAACUGAAGAAUGAUACUUUCCUCCGAGCGGCACAAGGAGAAGAGACGGAAUACACUCCAGUUUGGUGCAUGAGACAGGCAGGAAGGUACCUCCCAGAGUUCCGUGAGACCCGAGCAGCUCAAGAUUUCUUUGCUACAUGUCGGUCACCGGAGAGAUGUUGUGAACUCACUUUGCAGCCUCUGCAACGCUUUCCUCUUGAUGCUGCCAUCAUCUUCUCGGACAUCUUGGUGGUGCCCCAGGCACUGGGCAUGGAGGUAGAGAUGGUGCCUGGCAAAGGACCGACUUUCCCUGAGCCGCUGAAGGAGGUAGAGGACCUGCUGAAACUGCGACAGAAGGUAGAUGUGGCAGCAGAACUGGACUACGUCUUCAAGGCCAUCACGCUGACGCGGCACAAACUGGAGGGGAAGGUGCCUCUGAUUGGCUUCUCUGGUGCCCCAUGGACGCUGAUGUCCUACAUGAUCGAAGGUGGUGGCUCCAAAACCAUGGCCAAAGCCAAGGCCUGGCUCUACCGGCAUCCUAAGGCCAGCCACUGUCUCCUCACGUUAUUGACCGAGGUAAUCGUAGAUUACCUGGUGGGACAGGUGGCUGCUGGAGCUCAGGCUCUGCAGCUUUUUGAGUCCCACGCAGGACAUCUGGGGCCAGAGCAGUUUGCGGAGUUUGCCCUCCCAUUCAUCCAGUCCAUUGCCAAGCAAGUGAAGAGUAAGCUGCAGAAAGAUGCCUUACCUGCAGUGCCCAUGAUUGUCUUCGCCAAAGAUGCACACUACGCACUGGAGGACUUGGCACAGUCUGGGUAUGAAGUGGUCGGCUUGGACUGGACUAUCCGCCCCCAGGAAGCUCGCCAGCGGACAGGAAAAAGCAUUACUUUACAGGGGAACUUGGAUCCAUGUGCCCUCUAUGCACCAAAGGAGAAGAUUGGGGAGCUAGUGAAGAGGAUGGUGGAAGGCUUUGGUUCCCAGCGCUACAUUGCCAACUUGGGCCAUGGGCUCUAUCCUGACAUGAGUCCAGAACAUGUGGGGGCCUUUGUGGAUGCUGUACAUAUGCACUCUCGCCACCUCAACAAAAGCCAAUAAAGCCUUGUGGGAGCAGAGCCUAGGCUGGAAAGUGGACAAUGUGCUGAGCAUGUUGUACUCACGAGGUUGCAUACGGACAGGAACUUAUUUGUUAUUACUAUAAACCCAGCCAUCAAUGACAGCCAGGAAGGAGGGUGUAGCUGUUCAAUAGCACAUGAUUAAAAAUGUCUUUCUCCCCACUCACACUGGCACAAUGCUUGAGACGGCUGGAGUGGCUGGUCUUGUAAAGGAAUGGAGUGAAUGUGUCUCAUGGUGUAAAAUGUCUAACUUAUUCCUACAAGGUAGUAGUGCAAUUCCACUGACAAUCAAUGAACACCUUUUGCUUACAAUAGAA